This is a messenger RNA of Microplitis mediator, 2825 nucleotides long. RefSeq names its product protein Cep89 homolog (gene Cep89). Gene Ontology annotation, biological process: chemical synaptic transmission; cilium assembly; mitochondrion organization. The coding region runs from base 52 to 2001 and encodes 649 amino acids. The transcript has 6 exons. Lineage: Eukaryota; Metazoa; Arthropoda; Insecta; Hymenoptera; Braconidae. Gene Ontology annotation, cellular component: centriole; ciliary transition fiber. The record is from RefSeq and is a predicted model, not a curated record.
AUUAAUUUAUUUUGUUAUUUUAAUAAUAAUAAUAUUUAUUAAAUUUAUCUAAUGUCGUAUAUUUACGGUAAUUCUACUGUUAUUGACGAUUUAAAUGAUCGUUAUGACGGGAAAAGUGACAAGAAAUACAAUGGACACAAGAAUUCGGCAAAUGAAUCUCAAUUGGAGUCAAUUCGCCGAUCUCAUAGACGUAAACAUUCAUCUAAGAGUCGGUGUAAAGCGAAAACAAAAGUUUUUUCGAGUAAUAGUAAUAGUAAUAAUAAUAAUAAUGAAGACUGCAAUGAUAAUAGUAAUUCUUCGGCGGCAAAUAAACACAGACGUCAUAAAAAAACUAAAGCAAGUGCCAAUGAGACUGAUGAUUUAGUUAUUAAAUCAGAAUUAAAUCCGGAAAUAGGCUUGAUGGAGGAGCUGAGUGAAAAAGAAGCUUUGAUAGCAAAAUACAAAACUAAAUAUAGUAAAUUAGAAAAAAAUUACCAAGAAAUUAAUAAAGAAAAUUCAAAGCUCAAUUUAUUGAUAGAGAAACGUGAUUCUGAAUAUAAAGAACUGCAUACGCAUUACGAAGAAUUAAUAAAACAUGUACAGUCAUUGGAUCAAGAGAGAAUUAAUAAUCAAAUUGGAAUUAAAAAAAUUGUUGCUGAAAAUUCCCAACUGCAUGAAGAUGUGGGUUUGCUAAAAAUUUUAAUUUACCGGCUCAACGUUGAGCUCCAGAGGUAUCAAGAUAAAUUGCGGCUGCUGAAUGUCAGAAGUGAUGAACCGAAGUCCGAUGCUACUGCGGAUCCAGCGACUGAGAAUAAGAAAGUGUCUGAGGCUUGGGGUCAUGUCAAUACUCACGCGCUGGCUCCUCUGUUGGAAGCUUACCAAGAGCAUCUUGAAGAGAAAGAAGAACUUAUAAGACAAUUUAGAAGGGAGAUGGACGAUUUCGGGGGAAAAUGUAAAGAAAUUGUCGCGGAAAAUGACGAAUUGCGCAGGGAUUUAGAUUUUUAUAAAUUACAGACGGAAAAAUUAACAGAAGAAAUGAAAACAGUCACUGAAGAUAUAGCUCUUGUUAAAGAAGAAAAUGAUAUUUUAACAAAACAAGCAUCGUUGCACAAACAGAAACUCCAUGAGAUUCAUUCGAUUUAUGAAAAAAAAGUUGAGUCAAUGUCACGUGAUAAUAAUAAAUUGCACAGUGACUAUGUCAGUUGUAAGACUGAGCUAAGUAAUCUUCAAGGUAAAUAUGAAAUCUUAAGUGAUGGGUAUGAGAAAUUGAAAAAAAAUUCAGAAAAAACGAUGCCCGUUUCUGUUCACUCGGACGCGAUUGAAGAGUGCAAGAGGUUGUUUGAGGAAUUAAAAACUCAGUAUGAGACAGAGAAACGUAAACUGCUUAGUCAAUUGAAGCGGUUUGAAGAAUCGAAUCCGGAAAAUGAGAAAUUGAUUGCCACGUUGACUGCUGAGCGGGAUCAUUUGAGAUAUUUGACCAAGAAUCUCGAGAAAAGUCUCAAACGCACACAGAACAAGUUGGAGUCGUUGCAAAAUGCUUUGUGCUCUAUCCAAGUAUCCAGAGAUUCUUUUAAGAGACAAUUAUCAAAAAUAACAUCUUAUUGCGAGGAACUGGUUACUGCGCAAGAAAAAUUGCAAGCAGAAAAAGAUGAACUUUUGACUCUUUUAUGUACUAAAGAGAAAGAAAGUGAAAAUAUUCAGUAUCUUGGUAAUAAUAUUACGCAGCGCAUGGGGCUUUUGAAAGAUCAAUUGAAGAGUGUUCAAAAAGGAGCUAAAGAGCAACUAGAAACCGUCGAAAAAAAUAUGAAAAUUCAAGAGCAAGGUGUUGGGCAGAUGAAAUCGGAUUAUCACAAAGAAUUGCAGCGAUUGAAACAGCUUAUUAAGCAGAAAGAAGAUGUGAUUGGUAAGCUACAGAGAGAAAAAUAUGCUGCGCAAGAUCACUUAGAACUGGUUUGGAAAGCUGCUACUAAUGACGAUAAGAAGGUUAAAGAUGUGUUAAAAAACACAAAGAUUUAUGUUUGAGAUAAGCCCAUGGGUCGCUCCGAUCUUCUGCCAACUAAAAUCAAAGUAAUUUACCUUUUUCUCAAUCACUUCUGAGAAUUUGAAAUUUACAAAAUAUGUAACUGUUAUAAAACUGUUUAUCUAUUCAGUGUUAUUGUCUAGUCGCAACUGUUGCUAGUAUUAGAAUUAAACAAAUAGAUUAUAUAUAAAUCAUCUGGUUUUCUUGUUGGUAUUUUUAUUAAUUUAUUUAAAUUGUUUCUCCGACAUAAUAAGUUGUUUUUAUCAUCAUCAUCGGUAAUAAUUCUUCCUUAUCCUGACCAUGACGAGCUAUCAUCACACGAUUAUUCAUUUUUUUAUUUUAUUGCUUCUUAACGAGUUUUUUUUCAUCGCAAAUUUCUACGAUGUCACCUGCUUUAUUUAGUGGUGAUGUCAACCAAUACAAGUGGCUGCGAAGGCUGUUACUGUUCGUGCCUCAAAUUAUGUCUCGAAUAUUUAUUAUGCAAGUGAUCUCACAUUCAGUCAAUUAACAUAUUAAAGAGUUUGACUCUAUCAAUUGAUAUUAUCUAGCUAUUUCAGCCUCAUUUGUAUUUUUUUUUCGCAUCCUCAGUCAGCCGCCAAAAUAUUCAAAAGGAUCAAAAGAAACGACAGCAGAUUAUCAUUUUAUUUUAUUUAUCGUUUAUUAAUUACCUGAAAAAUAUGGUUAUUAUUUAUAAUUAUAUUAUGGUAAUUAAGUUAAUGAGUAAUAAAAAUAUUUUUUGUUAUUCCGUAAGCCAGAAUAAUUAAUAAAACGAUAAAUUAUUAAGUAAUGGGGCUUUGAGCGUCACUUUGUCAACAUGUGUGGCUCA